Messenger RNA from Mucor velutinosus, 708 nucleotides. RefSeq lists its product as uncharacterized. The record is from RefSeq and is a predicted model, not a curated record. Gene Ontology annotation, molecular function: nucleic acid binding. Bases 1 to 708 code for a protein of 235 amino acids. The transcript is spliced from 2 exons. Lineage: Eukaryota; Fungi; Mucoromycota; Mucoromycetes; Mucorales; Mucoraceae.
AUGACACGUCCCAUUCCUCAGGAGGUUCAAGGAUCUGUCAAGGCUCUUUUCAACCAAGGUUGUUCCCUCCGUGCCAUUCAAAAAAUCUUCCCAAAUUUGUCCGUCAGUGUACUUUCUCGCUAUAGGAAGAAGUUUCUUGGUCAUUCAAAACAUGCCAAACCCGGAAGACGCAGCAAAAUCACUACGCAAAAUAUGAACUACAUUGAGAGGAAUCUCCGCAAUGGUAAUUUAGACGGCCCCAAGGGUGUGCAGUGCUACCUUGCUCAUAUGGGAGUUCAGAUGACUUUGAGGAAUAUACAGUAUAUACUCAAGCGCAAAGGGUUCAAGGCUAAAAGAAACAGACAUCGACAUUUGACUGCGGACGAUUGGCGUAAAUGGGGAUUUUUCGAUGAAACCAGGGUCAACAUGUGGGGAUCUGACGGCGAAUCUUUCUACUGGACUGACAGGCCCACUGAGUUGAUGCCUCAUCAAACUGAGGCUCAAGUUCAGGGAGAUGGUGGUGGCGUUGUUUUCUGGGGCAUGAUAACAGCGGAGGGACCCAGCUAUGGCUCCACCAUUACCGAAGGAACUGUUAACUCAGAAGUUUAUGCUGAAAUUCUGGACUCAUCUUUGCUAGACACUAUCGAGUACUAUGGGCUGGACAAGAAAACGUUUAGAUUCCAGCAAGAUAACGCAAGACCACAUACUUCUGGUCCCAUUAAAAAAUAG